Molecule: messenger RNA, 1413 nt
Organism: Cercopithifilaria johnstoni
Lineage: Eukaryota; Metazoa; Nematoda; Chromadorea; Rhabditida; Onchocercidae
Source: the annotation of a GenBank genome assembly
AUGACAUCUCCUAAACGAAAGAAGAUUGAAAAAAAGAAGAGUGAUGAUGACAUAGAGGCGGUUAUCAGCAAAAUAUUCUUGGAGGAUUCUGAUUUAGAUAUAACUACUCUUUUAAAGCUUCGAAAUCACCUACAAAACUCGAAGGAUGAUGAAUUGGAAGUUCAGUCAAUAAAAUUGAAGAUUGAUCAAAAAAUCAUUACUCGUUUACUGUGCCAAUAUGAUGCGAUGGAAUCAGAGAAAGAUAAAGCAAUCUUUGAUAUCCUUUGUAUGUUGGAGAGAUCAUAUCAGAUAAGCUUAGGACCUUUUUUUCCUAUAGUAUGGGGAAAGCGAGCAAAAGACAAUUAUGAAAAAUUGCGUCAGUUGGGACAGGCUCUGCAUACGAAACUCACGGCAGAUCAGGUUUUGGAUUAUUUAAAUCCAAAACUAAUGUGGAAUACGUUACUGAAGUCCGAACAAACAACCAGCAUCAAAAUACCUGAAAAGGAUUCUUCGGAUCAGAUUUAUGAUGCCCGUUUCAUACUUCGUUUGUUGGCAACCUUGGUAGAUAACGGUACAAAGAUCAACAGUCGAAAAUUUAUUAGUGUAAAUGGUCUUUCAUUUGCAUUUGCAGCAACGAGUUUUAUUAGCCAGAGUGAGCGAUGCGUUGCAUACCUCGUGCUCAAACGUUUUCUACUUCACUUAACAGAGUUGGAUAGAGAUUCAUUCCCAGAAAAGUGUUUAUAUAUUUAUCUGUUGCAAAUAUUCAAAAACAGUGUCGAAAAUCCAAUUCAACGACUGCCACAUGUAGUUGCACAUUUUUUCGCAAGAGUGACCAAACUGAUUUUACAUCCCGAAGACCCGGUUUACCAACCAGUACUUUCGUUCGUACUGCUUAAGCCAAAUGUUGAUGUUCAAAAUGUUCCGGAAAUUUACAAACUAUUAUUGAGUUCAAGUACACAGCAUUACAACAAAGAGCGACAUUGAUAUGGGAUCAAGUUAUUACUAUCACUUUUUGGUAGUAUUAUUGCUGAUCAAGAAACGAAAAAAUACAUUUUGCUAUCACUUCGGGCUAUUUUGAAGCAUCGAUCAUUAGCUAAUGAUUUAUAUGUUCGGCAAAAUCUGCAUUCUUGGAUUGUUUUGACUCUGCAGAAUAAAGUGGUAACUAGGUGGGAAUGUGUAUUUUUAUGCCAGUUAUUUAUUACGCUCAUUACUCAUGUUAAAGAACUUUACUGUGACAACUCAAACAAUGAAUCCAUGGAUGAUAAUUGGCGUAAAACUAUAGUGUACAAGACAUGCCAAAUACUUGGAAAUAAAGUGUAUGAUGAACUAGAAAAAGAAAAUGACGAUGCGAAAAGUACGUGGUUACCGAAGCUAAAGCAACUGUUGUGCAAGGAUAAUUGGACGCCAUCUCUGGAGUCGAGUUGUGUUGUUUAG